AUGGACAGUGGAGAAAAGUCUUUCAGAAGAUAUGAAGGCAGGGCCACGUUUGUGAAGAGCUGCACAGUCCAUGUGUCUCAGAAGCUUUCCACAUGCCAGGACAUUGAGGGUGAUGUCUUGGCCAGCUCAGACCGUCUCCAUCACCAGGCUGAGGGAUAUUCACACAGGAGAACUGAGUACAAGGAUGACUUGCAAAAUGGGCAAAGGAAUAAGCGCAGCAAAUACGGGGAAGCCUUCAGCUUGAAAUACAAAUUUGUUCAGUACCAAGGGGUCCACACUGGAAAACAGCUUUAUGAGUCCAAUGAACACAGGAAAACCUUCAGACAAAAGGCUCACCUCAUUAAACACAAGAGAGUUCACACUGGAGAAAAGCUCUAUGAGAAUGGGCAAUGUGGGAAAUAUUUUAGCCAAAAUUUUAUCCUUAUCCAACACCAGAGAAUUCACACGGGAGAAAAGCAUUAUGAGUGCCAUCAUUGUGGGAAAGCCUUCAGCAAUCACACCAGAAGCACUAACCAGAGACUUCACACUGGAGAAAGGCCUUACGAGUGCAUUGAGUGUGGGAAAGCCUUCAGCCAAAGGGCUCACCUCAGUAAACACCAGAGAGUUCACACUGGAGAAAAACCACAUGAGUGCAGCGAAUGUGGGAAGUUCUUUAGUCAGAUGUUUAAUUUAAGUCAACACCAGUGAGUCCACACUGGAGAAAAGCCAUAUGAAUGUGGUGAUUGUGGGAAGUCCUUUGUUCAACGCUCUGGAUUCUUUAGACAUAAGAGAGUUCACAUUGGUGAAAGGCCUUAUGAGUGUAGUGAAUGUGGGAAAUCUUUUAGCCAAAACUCUGUACUCAUCCAACACCAGAGAGUUCACACUGGAGAAAAGCCAUAUGGGUGCAAUGAAUGUGGGAGAUUCUUUAGUCAAAUGUCUACCUUGAAUCAACAGAGAAUUCACACUGGAGAAAAACCAUAUGAGUGCAAUGAAUGUGGGAAAUUCUUUAGUCAAAUGUCUACCUUGAAUCAACACCAGAGAGUUCACACUGGAGAAAAACCGUAUGAGUGCAGCAAAUGUGGGAAAUUCUUUAGUCAAAUGUCCUCCUUGAAUCAGCACCAGAGAGUUCACAUUGGAUGAAGGCCUUAUGAAUGUGGGAAAUUCUUUGGUCAAUGUAGCCACCUUAUUCAGUACCAAAAACAUCACACCAAAGA
Messenger RNA from Molossus molossus (Pallas's mastiff bat), 1193 nucleotides. RefSeq names its product zinc finger protein 239-like. The record is from RefSeq and is a predicted model, not a curated record. Lineage: Eukaryota; Metazoa; Chordata; Mammalia; Chiroptera; Molossidae.